Magnolia sinica is the source of this 695-nucleotide messenger RNA. RefSeq lists its product as uncharacterized. Gene Ontology annotation, cellular component: endoplasmic reticulum membrane; endoplasmic reticulum. Gene Ontology annotation, biological process: endoplasmic reticulum to Golgi vesicle-mediated transport; intracellular protein transport. The record is from RefSeq and is a predicted model, not a curated record. The coding region runs from base 76 to 465 and encodes 129 amino acids. Lineage: Eukaryota; Viridiplantae; Streptophyta; Magnoliopsida; Magnoliales; Magnoliaceae. The transcript is spliced from 4 exons.
AUAUAAAUGCAGCUGGUGAUGAGACGUAAAUAAAGAGAGAGAGUCGGAAGAAGCAGAGAGAGAGAGAGAGGAGACAUGGCGUUGCAAUGGAUGAUCCUGGCGUACGUCGUAGCAGUUGAGGCAGCAAUCGCGAUUCUUCUAACCCUACCAUCGCCAAAGCUCGUCAAAUCUCGUAUCGUAGCCCUCGUCUCCCUCAUCCUCCAGCCUGCCAUCAGCAUCGUCCCUUUCGCCGGCUUCCAGCUCAUGGAUAUAUAUUGGAAGAGUGAGCACCGCCUCACUUGUACGUCCGAGGUCUGUACGGCUGCUGAAAGGGACCGCUACGAGAAAUCCAUUUACAAGGCUCAAAGGAAUGUUGUUCUCUGUGUUGCUGCAUGCCUUCUUUAUUGGUGUGUCUAUCGCAUUUGCAAGUAUCACAAGGAGAUUCAGGAUUUGGAAGAAGUAGAGAAGAGGUACAAAGAAAUGUAAGCGUUCUGCUAGCCCACUACAAUUCUUCUGUGGAUGAGGUGGAGGUAACUGAAUCAUGCACAUUUACGUUGUAUGAAAAGUUGUGGUUAUUGGUAGGAAUGUUGCAAAGCUAUUCAGACUUUGCUUUUGCCGUUGCAUUUGUAGGGCUUACAACAACAUCUUUGCAUUUGUUAAUAACAUCCCGACAGUGAACAGAACCAUUAAUAGAUGAAACUUUUAGUAGUUUUUGA